Molecule: messenger RNA, 794 nt
Organism: Alnus glutinosa
Lineage: Eukaryota; Viridiplantae; Streptophyta; Magnoliopsida; Fagales; Betulaceae
Exons: 2
Coding region: 62-745 (227 amino acids)
Source: RefSeq, a predicted model, not a curated record
UUCAAUGCUUUAACCAUCAACCCAAUUUUCACUUCUUCUUCAUUUCUGAGACAGACAAGCCAUGCAGGAGAAGAAGAACCACUUCCGCUCUCUUGGCAUUUGCCACAGCCUCAUCGACUUCUUCAAGAACAUCCUCAUUAAAGCUCGUGGCGUUAAGCGCGUAACCAUGGGCGGCCCUCCACUGCCGCAGGGCUCAACCAACAUGCCUGUCGAUGAUUCUUUGAUGAACAGGGCGGGUUCUGUGGAAGACCAACAACCCAUGAACGGAGCUGCAGGUAAUACCCUCCAUCAUGCUCUUGGCAAGUCCUCCGACAACGCAGGCGAUAAAAUUCCUAUCCAAUUCCAGGAGACCGAUGAGUUGGGGAGUUGGACUCCGGUCGACCAGCUCAAUUAUUCCGUCCACGUCUCAGAAGAGAAAAGUCCAACUAAUACCGGUUCUCAGGCACACCCAUUGAUGAGCAGUGAGCAAAAGGAUCAAACUGAAGGCAAUAUUAUUAUUGGUAAUAUUUCUAAUGGAAAUGGCUCAGUAGAUCUAGAAAUAGAGUCAAUUGUCACGGAAGGGAAGAGUUCAAGCGUGGACGACGAGGCAGAGGAAGCGGAAAAGAAGCAAAAAGAAGCCACACAAAUGAAGGCUCCAGUACGGCCGGGUUUCGGUGUGUGGGCUAAUAUAAAUGAAAUAUCGGACGUGUUUAUUAGGAGUAAGAAGGAAGAAUUUAGUAAUAGCAUGGAGCCAAGAAAUUCUUAGUCACAUAUAUAUAUAUAUGGUGGCUCAAUGUAUUUAUCCAAAUCUAUGC